AAGCAAAAAAAAAAAAAAAAAAAACUCUGUGUAUAUAUAUAUAUAUAUUAUGCAUUAGAUAUAGAUAUGUUCACUCCCAAAAUAGUUAUUCACUCGCGUUUCUGGUGAGAAAACCAAAUACAUACCUGCGAUUCUUCAUCAAAAUGGAGGGAGCAGUGGUUGUUUUCGACUUUGACGAUACGAUAAUCGACGGUGAUAGUGAUAAAUGGGUUGUGGACGAGUUGGAUCUCAACCACCUCUUCGCUCAGCUCCUCCCUACCUUGCCCUUAAACUUCCUCAUGGAUAGAAUGAUGAUGGAGUUACACGUUCGGGGAAAGACAAUCGAAGAGAUUGCAGACUGUUUGAAACAGGUUCCAAUUGAUCCCAGCAUUGUAUCAGCGAUUAAAUCCGCCCACGCUUCUGGGUGUGACCUGAGAAUAUUAAGUGAUGCAAACAUGUUUUUCAUCGAAACAAUCUUAAAACAUCAUGGACUGCUGAAUUAUUUUCACGAAAUCAUCUCCAACCCAAGCUCUGUUGAUGGAGAAGGAAAGCUUAGAAUAUUACCGUAUCAUGAUUUUACUUCAUCCUCACAUUCCUGCGAUAUUUGCCCCCCCAACAUGUGCAAGGGCCUUGUGAUGGAAAGGAUCCGGGCAUCAGUUUCAGCCGAGGGAAUUAAGAAGAAGCUCAUCUAUGUUGGGGAUGGUACACCAGACUUCUGUGCAGGUUUGAAGCUUGAAGAAGGAGACUAUCUGAUACCCAGAAAGAAUUUCCCCAUUUGGGAGGUAAUCUGCACGAAACCAAUGCUUAUUAAGGCGAAGAUUUAUGAAUGGAGCAAUUGGGAGGAGCUUGCUUCUGUAUUGAUCAAAACGACAACCAAAACAUCGUUCAUUGAAGACAAGUGCAGUACCAGACCUGACAACUUGGUUCCGCUCGACUGUAAGAUCCAAGACAGUUCCAUGUCUGCUGCCCAUCCCAAUGCUCUCCGAGUUCCUCACCAGCCGAGGAACAGUUCCAAAUUUAUCUAAGUUGAUCAAGAGUAUAAUUUUCUACAAGUGUUUCUUGUGAAUUUUGUCAGUUUCUUUAAACUGACAAAAUUCAAUAACAUAAAAAAAUAAUAAUAAUAAAAUAAAAUAAAAUUUGAGCAAUUUCUA
Molecule: messenger RNA, 1130 nt
Organism: Ziziphus jujuba (common jujube)
Lineage: Eukaryota; Viridiplantae; Streptophyta; Magnoliopsida; Rosales; Rhamnaceae
Product: thiamine phosphate phosphatase-like protein
Exons: 4
Coding region: 144-1004 (286 amino acids)
Molecular function (GO): phosphatase activity
Source: RefSeq, a predicted model, not a curated record